UUCUUUCUUAUAAUCUCUCCCUCGAUCGGCUACUCGUAAGUCUCGUACGUCGCCCCAGUUUUCUCCAUGCGCGCAUCCUACUCGCAGCCCCUCCUCUCCCACCACUCCACCAGCGCCGCCGCCACCAGCGACAGCAAUGGCAGCGACAACUUCUCCUCCUCCGGGGCCGCGCCGGCGGGGGCGGAGGCGCGGUUGCCGCCCAUCUCGCGGCGGCUGCACUCCUACGACGACCUGGUGCACGCCGCCGCCGCCGCCGCGCACGACGCCUACUUCAAGCGGUGCCACACGACGCCCGGCUACGUGAGCUUCGAGGACGUGAUCGGCUCGCAGGAGUUCGAGGAGAGCUCCCGCCGGCCGCCGAAGGCCGGCAUCAGCGACCCGCUCCUGCGCGCGACGUCGCGGCUGUACGCGAGGCCCCACCCCGCGCUCCACCGCCGGCGAUCGCCGGGGCCGCUCGGGACCCGGCGCGGCGGCGCGGUAUACCGCUUCGUCAAGAGGUACGUCUGCCCUUGCCUAGGGUUCGUGGCCGGCAUCAUCGGCGUGAAACAGGUUGAUCAGGUCGAGGAGGAAUAUCCAGCGUUAACUUAUUAAUUAGUUAGUCAAAUAUUCCUAUGAGUUCUUGCAUAGAUUCGCAUGCGAAAUCUAUAAAUAGCACUAGUUAGUUACUGAUUCUCAUAAUUCUUGAAUAGAUUUGCAUGCGAAAUCUAUUAUUCCCAUAAUUCUUUCAAAUAGAUUUGCAUGCGUAUUCUUGAUGAAUAGAUUUGCAUGCGAAAUCUAUAAAUAGCAGCUGGUUGCUCCAACUAGUUGUAUGACCUGUCACUCGUGGAGAGUCUUAUUGGAUGGCUUGCCACUUGUGUGGAGUCUCAUGAAAAAAAAAUCCCCUUUUUUUAUCCAUCGUCAAGUAUGGUAUUGAUUUUUUUAUCCAUCAUCAACAGUAUAAUAUUCUUUGGUUUGUUUCCAUUAUGUAUUCAUCACAAUGAUCAAAAGGUUUGUUAGUGGGGGUUGCAUCGCAUGAAUCAUGUAGUCUAGUUUGUUAGUGGGGUCCUCCGCGUCGCUCUCGCGCGUGCGGCUCGGGGGCAAAACCCUAGCCGCCCGCGCCGCCACCCCCGCCCACCCUAACCACCUCGCCGCCACCGGAGCUCGCCGCCGGAAAGCCGUGCGGCCAGUCGGGAAGGCGGCGGCGGGGCCAAGAGAACUGGCAAAGCUCUUCCUCAGCGCGGGAGGACGGAGCGGCGCGCGACGGUGGGGGGCUCCGGCGGCCGGCGACGGCAAGGGCGCGGCGGAUCCGACGCCCCUGGAAGCGGAUCCGGCGAGGGGACGCGGCGAUGCAUAGGCGGCGGUGGAGGAUGGCCGCGGGAGGGAGGUGGUGGCGACGGUGGCGAUGGGGCGGCGCGUCGUCUUCGGCUAGGACGCGGCGGCGGCGACUCAUCCCGGCGUGGAGGCGGCGGAUCCGGCGCUGCCCCCGCCGGAUCCGGCCGGAGACGGCAGUCGGAGGGGAGAGGAGCGGAUGCGGCGCGCGCAAGGAGCGCGGAGGGGCGGCCGGCGGCUGUGGACGCCGGCGCUCGCAGAGGCGCGGCCGCGGCGGUGGAGGCCAGCGCUCGCGGAGGCACGGCUGGCAGCGGGGGAGGCCGCGUUCCCGGAGGUGUGGCCGGCGACGGCGGAGGCUGGCUCGCGCGCGAGGGGCAGCCGGCGACGGCGGAGAGCGGUGCAGCGCAACGAGGAGCAGCGGAGGACAACACUGGUGAGGUGGCGGCUGGCGGCAGGGAGAAGUCGGCGACGGGGCUCGAGAUGGCGACAGGCAGGGGCGGCGUCGCGGUGGGCGGGCAGCGGCGGCUCGCUCGCGCCUGUCGCGGCGUUGGCCUCGGCGUCGUCCGCGCGGGGCCACGGCGCUAGCGCUGCGCAGGCAGAGGCUGUGGCGGCGUGGUGGUCGCAACGACAACGGUGCUGCGGCGGCGCUUACGUCGAGCCGGCUUGCGCUGUCCUAGCUGGAUCUGGCCGUCCGCGGCUGGAUCCGUCCCCUCCGCGUCGGAUGGGCGGCGAUGUGCGGAUGUGGAGUUGGCGGGACGAUGGCUUAUGCUGGCGUGAAGCAGGAAUUGGGCUUGACGUCCGCGGUGGCGACUUCCUCGUUGCCGACCGAGUCUUCUCCCUCAUUUCGGUUUCCCUCCCUUCUUUGGCCGGACCUUGUUCUGGUCGUGGGGAACGCUAGGGGGAGGGCGGAGGCUUCGGCUUGCUGUAGGAGUUGGUGGCCAAGGGUCCGUCUUUGCCGUUGGUUACGGUUGAGGUAUGGGUGCUUGUGAGACGUCAUGGACUAUUCUGUGGCCGUCAAUGUGGGGGUGCUUGUGUGGGUGAUGUGAAGAUGCUGGCGAAAGCCUUGCCGUGCCUUUGGCCGGUUCGACGACGGCGGCGCUCGUGGGCGUCAUUUCCCUUCUUGGAGGCAUUGUCAUGGCAUUCUUUCAUAUCCCCCACAAUCUCCAGAUGAAAACCUUGUUCCGGCUUUCAGACGAGCGACGGCGGCGUUACACGUCGUGUCCUCCUUGGGGGCGUCGCUUCGGAGAAGUUCCAAUGCAUCGACGACCGUUGAUGGUCUUUUUCGGUUCAAAAGCUUUCAUACCUUGUGCUCGGUGAGGCCUUUGUCUUCUUGGGUCCACUUCGUUCCUUCUGGUGGGGUGCUGGCCGCGUGAAGGAAGUGGCUUCUCGAUGGCUUGGCUGAUGUCUAUUGUUGGAUGUCGGAGCUGCUUUUCGCUUUGGCGACUUUCGUGUCUUCA
Oryza sativa Japonica Group (Japanese rice) is the source of this 2765-nucleotide messenger RNA. The record is from RefSeq and is a predicted model, not a curated record. Lineage: Eukaryota; Viridiplantae; Streptophyta; Magnoliopsida; Poales; Poaceae.